GCUGCAUUAAAUUAUGCAAAAAAUUUAACAACUAUUUCUUCCGAAGAUUCUCAAGAUUUCGAACAAAAUGAACUAGACAUUAAUUGGUUAGCGUUGGAUAAUGAUACACCAUCAAUAAUAGAGUCUAUGUGGACUUCAACUACAGAUGAUAAUCAUGUAAUCGAUUAUGAACUAGGCGAAACUAAUAUUAAUUUAAACAGUAGUCAAUGUGUUGUUGUUGAUUAUAUAGAAGGGCAUCUUCAACGUUGUCCAAACAGUGUAUGUAAACCUAUUAAACAACUUAUAGGGAUUUGGGAAUUAAGUUUUGAAGCAGUAGAUAUUGAAGUAGAUCAAGAUCAACAAUUACAGGCUAUUCUUUUAGAGGAAAUUUGGCUUGCUAUUUUUAAAUUUUUUGAUAGAAAAUCGAACUUAUCUAAAAAUUCAAUAGAUAAUGAAGAUGUAGAUCAAACUUUUAAAGCAAAGCCACUGACAUAUUUUGGAAUUAAAGCAGCACUUC
Messenger RNA from Dentiscutata heterogama, 496 nucleotides. The record is from the annotation of a GenBank genome assembly. NCBI's taxonomy places the organism in Eukaryota, Fungi, Glomeromycota, Glomeromycetes, Diversisporales, Gigasporaceae.